Closterium sp. NIES-65 is the source of this 4293-nucleotide messenger RNA. Lineage: Eukaryota; Viridiplantae; Streptophyta; Zygnematophyceae; Desmidiales; Closteriaceae. The record is from the annotation of a GenBank genome assembly.
AUGGCUCGUUCUCGACUUAGCUCGCUCUCUCCAGCCAUCCCAUUCUUUUUCCUCGCCCUCUGGGCCUCGUUCCUAAAUGCAUCGUCCGCAAGCGAUCUGUUUCCAUCCAUCCCGGAAAGCCGCACCGAUGAAUGGAGCGCGAUGCGUCGGUUAUCCAGAAUCUCGUACACGCCCAUCCGCGGCUCUCACAUCAGCAUGCGCGGUCUCACGGAAAUCGCGUCUUCAGGAGGAAUCAGAAGCGGCAGCGCGAGCAUGCGACAAACGAAGCUUCCGCAUGGAGUCAGAGCUCUGAUCGAUAACAGCGCCCAAGUAGGCGCAUCUGCGUCGAAUCCCCCGCCCAAGAACAUCGGCUACCACUGGGACGAUCCCAGUGCCGCCUACAUGUGCUCCGCGAACGCCAAGUACUGCGGAGUCAUGCACGAGCCCAUCGCAGUGUACCUCGUGUGGUACGGCGUGUUCACGGAAGCGCAGAAGCAGAUUAUGCGCACGUUUAUCGAGUCACUCAAUACUGGAAACAGCAACGACACAUCUCUGACCGUUCCCAAGUGGUGGAACAUCAACCGGCUCUACUACGACGCUCAAGGCAACUACAUUUCCGGAUCCGUCACUCUCAAGGGCGAGAUCGACGACACACUCUACUCCAAAGGCACCACUCUGUACAACUCUGGCGUCGCCGACCUCAUUUCUUCCGCAGUGAACGACGGGAAACUUCCCAAUGACAGCAACGGAGUGUAUUUCGUCCUCGGGGAUUCCAAAGUGGCUCAAGAGGACGACUCAAGCUACUCUCAGUCAGGAUUUUGCAGCAGCUACUGCGGAUGGCACGCGUACACCCACGACAACCUCGAGCUCGUGAUUUCUUUUGCUGGUAACGCAGUAACCAGGUGCCCGGAGGGCUGCAUCCCGCCGUACCUGAACCAGCCGGGGGCGGUGGCACCGAACGGCGACGCGGGGAUGGACGGGAUGGUGUCGGUGGUGGCGCAUGAACUCGCAGAGGCCACCAGCAGCCCCUUCCUCGCCACGUGGUUCAACGACCAGGGCGAGGAGAACGCCGACAUCUGCGCAGGAGACUACGGGGAUGUGACCCGUGAUGCGACCACGGGAGCGUAUUUCAACCUAGAGGGUGUUCGGGGAUCAAAGUUCAUCGUACAGGCGAAUCUCGACCCAGUUACCGGCCGCUGCGUAGUGCAGUCUGACGGGCCUGAGGCUUUGGGAAGUCCCAUGGCAAUUAAAAGUAUCAGCCGGCCGUCGUUCCAUAUACGAGCCAUCGUCGCACUCCUCCUCUUCGCCGCACUCUCAACCAUCGCCUGCGCGCGACAGCACAGACGACUCCUCAAAUGGCGCAAGCGCACGGACGAUAACCUUCUGAUGCGCGGCGCGAUGCCAGAGGGAAUCGCGCAAGUCGUCGACACGAGCGAACCCGUCUCCUCAUCUUCCGCUGCUGUAAACUCCGCGGCUCGUUCCGCCUCCGCCGCUUCUUCCGCUUCCGCCGUGUCUUCCGCCCCCGCCCCUUCCCCCGAGGCUGUGAGCCAGAUGAUCGCCUCAGCGCUCCGCGCACCUUCCUCCUCCGCCUCGAUUUUUCCGCCGCGCCACUCCCCCGCCUUCCACAACAUCGACCCGCAUUGGGAUGAUCCCGAGGUUUCCAGCGUGUGCAACCCCGUUACAAAGUACUGCGGGGUUAUGUACAAGCCCAUCUCAGUGUACCUUAUAUGGUACGGCAAGUUCACAGACGCGCAAAAGCAGAUCAUCCGCACGUUUAUCGAGUCACUCAAUAACAGCAAUGACACCGACGCUACAGUCACCAACUGGUGGAACGUCAAUCGCCUAUACUACGACGCGAUGGGCAACCAUAUCUCUGCAUAUGUGACUCUAAAGGGGGAGAUCGACGACGCAGAUUACUCCAAGGGCCGCACUCUGCUCAGCACCGACGUGGCGAAACUUGUCUCGUCCGCGGUUACCAGCAAGCAGUUCGCGAACGACCCGAACGGCGUGUAUUUCGUCAUGGGAGACCAAACGGUGGCGCAAGAAGAUGAUACUGCUCCGGAGAAAUCCGCGUUCUGCAGGAACUACUGCGGGUGGCACUUCUACACGCGCGAUGCUCUGGAACUCCCCAUCGCAUUCGUUGGCAAUGCCGCCACCAGGUGUCCCAAGCGCUGCAUCCCUCCUCGUCUCAACCGCCGCGGAGCAGUGUCCCCGAACGGGGAUGCGGGGAUGGACGGGAUGGUGUCGGUGUUGGCGCAUGAACUCGCAGAGGCCACCAGCAGCCCCUUCCUCGCCACGUGGUUCGACGACCACGGCGAGGAGAACGCCGACAUCUGCUCACACGAAUACGGGGAUGUGAAGAAGGAUGCGGUUACCGGCGCGGUGUAUAAUCUUGUUGGCGUGCGCGGGUCGAGCCCCGAGCGGGCGCGCGGAGCGCAGGGGCGGUGGGUCUCCGAGCGGAUCGAAACCGUCGGAUCGGAUCCCCCGGCCGCCACAAACGGCGCCUUUCGCGGCGGCCCGAGCGGCGACAGAGGCGGAGGCGUAGGAAGGGGAGGGGGCGGUUGGAGGGACCAAGACCGUUGGCGCGGCGGAGAGGGGUACUUAGACGGGGGGAGUCGGUUCCAAGGAAAUUUCUCACUCUUAUUCUGCCUUGAACAAACCCAUCCGUUCAAAACUCUCUCCAUGUCGCCCCCUCUCCUGUUCCCACUGCUUUCUCGUGUGGCCUUGCCCCUCCCCCCCGCUCCCUCCCUCCCCCUCCCCGUUUUCGCCCCUCCCCCCCGCUCCCUCCCUCCCCCUCCCCGUUUUCGCCCCUCCCCCCCGCUCCCUCCCUCCCCCUCCCCGUUUUCGCCCCUCCCCCCCGCUCCCUCCCUCCCCCUCCCCGUUUUCUCCCCUCCCUCCCGUUCUCUUCCCCACCACGCUCCCCUUUUUUGCAGCACGACGAUCCAUGACGAUCGGAUGAACGAGCCCAUUCGCCGCCCUCGCCUCUCAUCAGGCCUGCCCGCAGCCUCCCCUCUCCCUCCUCCCCUCUCCCUCCUCCCCUCUCCCUCCUCCCCUCUCCCUCCUCCCCUCUCCCUCCUCCCCUCUCCCUCCUCCCCUCUCCCUCCUCCCCUCUCCAGUGUUCCCUCUCGCUCCUCCCUCCCUCUCCACCCCACUUCCCUACCCCUUUCUCCUCCCCCAGACUAUUCCAGCCUCAACUGCAGCACGUGGGUUUCUAAGCCUGGCGAUUGCUCUUUCAACUCGGAGGACUAUUCCAACCUCAACAGCAGCACUUGGGGCCCUAGACCCGGUGAUUCCUCCUUUGAUUUUGAAGAUGAUGGCAAGGGGAGGAGAGAGGAGGGGCGGGGUAGGGAGAGGAAGAGGGAGAGGGAGGAGGAGAGGGCGGGAGAGAGGGAGGGCGAGAGGGGGAGGAAUGGGAGCAGGGGUAAGGAAAGGGGGAGGGAACGAGGUGGCGAGGAGAGGGAGAGGGAGAGGGAGGGUAAACGUGGGAGGUAUGAAGAUGAGAGGGAGAGAGGGGUGGAUAGGAGUGAGAGAGGAGGGAAAGGGGAGACAAGGGAGAGGGGAGGGGGGGCUGGGAAGGAGAGGGGCGAGGACCGAUGGGGUCAUGAUAAGUUUGAAGAGGGGAGGAAGGAGGUUGAAGGAGGAGGGGAAAGGGAUGUAGUUCCAAAGAGAAGGAGCUUUGUUGUUGUGGCUAAGGGUGGAAAGGACGAUUCAGCUGCUGCUGCUGCUGCUGGUGCUGGUGCUGAUCCUGCUGGUGCUUAUGGUACAGGUGUGGGCAAUGAACGCUAUGUGGUUGAUAGACCUGUUUCGGCUGGCCGGCAUCGGGAAAAGGAGAGGGACAGGGGCAGGGACAAGGAGAGGGACGGAGAGAGGGACGGAGAGAGGGACGGAGAGAGAGACAGAGAGAGGGAGCAGAGGAGGAGCGAUCGAGCCGAAAGAAGCAGGGAGCGUGGGGAGCGGGCACGUGACUGGGUCGAGGAAACGGCCAAGUACCGUGGACACUACUAUUACGGCCGCGACCAGGUUUACCCAGGCACAGCAGACUCCCGUCGCGACCGUGUUCGCACGAAUGUGGAGUCGGGGAGAAGAGGUCAUGCACCUUUGGAUGAUGGGUGGCGGGACGAGGAGCAGCCGGUGAGAGUGAGGAGUUUCAAGAGGGAGGGGGGAGGGGAGGACAGGUGGCAGCAUGACAAGUUUGGUGACGUGGCCAAGAGCCCCACGCCGCCCCCUGCUGCUGUUGGUGUUGGUGCUGUUGGUGGUGCUGCUGAUGCUGCUGGGCCUGAUAUCAGUCGGAUUGAGGCACUGCUUGCAAGCUGA